UAAAAAAAAGAAUAACGUUCUCUCCCGAGUUCGACACAAAUUCUGAUUACCUUCCAUUAUUUUUCCUGUACCAGUUUGACAACACUAUCAUUUUAAUGCUUUAUUUCCCGUGUAGAAACAAGUUAUUUGUUAUGAAGGAGCUAUCGUUCUUCCGGAGAGCAGAUGAUUCACCGUGUAGCUAGCACCCAGUUAGCAUUAGUUUUGACACAACUCGGUGCUAAUACGUUCACUGGCGAUAUGAUGCGAGAAGAGCGAACUUCAUGUCCCAGAAACCCCGGCUUCAUUGGACCCGGCUGGCUGGACUCCCGAGUGUCAGUCAUGGCAGCGCCUUCCAGAGACACAUGUGGGACCAGGGAGAGGUCGGUUCUGGAUCGGGUCCCGCCGCUGCUGACGGACUUGUACCAGUUCACCAUGGCGUACGCGUACUGGCGGGCCGGGCGGCACCGGGACUCUGCGGUUUUCGAGUUGUUCUUCAGAGAAAACCCUUUUUGUGGAAGUUUCUCGCUGUUUGUGGGACUCAACGACUGUCUGACCUUCCUCAGGACUUUUCACUUCACGGACGAAGAUGUGGACUUCCUGCGUUCCGUCCUACCGCCAGCGACCGAUCCGGCCUUCUUCCAGUUCCUGCGGGGUCUCGACUGUUCUGAUGUUACACUCCGCUCUGUCCCAGAAGGCAUGGUGGUCUUUGCCCGGGAGCCUGUGAUGGAAGUGGCAGGUCCGCUGGCUGUGGUCCAGUUGCUGGAGACCAGUUUGCUUUGUCUGGUGAACUACGCCAGUCUAGUCUGCAGUAACGCCGCCCGCUUCCGCCUGGCAUGUGGUCACAGGAGAAAACUGCUGGAAAUGGGUCUCAGAAGGGCUCAGGGUCCAGAUGGAGGCCUGACUGCGUCCAGAUACUCGUAUAUCGGAGGGUUCGAUCUGACCAGUAAUGUUCAGGCUGGACUGCUGUUUGGGGUCCCUGUUGCAGGGACCAUGGCUCACUCCUACGUCACCUCUUUUACCUCUCUGGAGGAGGUCUGGCCACGAACGCUUGUCACUGUGAAUAGUGACCAUGAUCCGGUAGAUUUGAUCUCUCUGACCAAGGGUUGGUUGGGUCGGGUGUGUGAGCUUCUGGGGGCGGAGCCCGGGAAGAUCCACGAGGGAGAACUGGCUGCCUUCCUGUCGUACGCCAUCGCCUACCCCCAGAAUUUCCUCCCGGUGAUUGACAGCUACAGUGUUACAUGCAGUGGCCUGUUGAACUUCUGUGCUGUGGCCUUGGCGCUUUGUGAGCUGGGCUACAGACCGAUGGGAGUUCGAUUAGACAGCGGGGAUCUCUGCAAGCAAUCCGUGGACGUACGUGGUGUCCUAAGACUCUGCAGUGAGCAUUUCUCUGUCUCGGCCUUUGAUUCCCUCAUCAUUGUUGGCACCAACAACAUCUCAGAGCAAUCCAUGGUGGAACUCAACACCAAGGAGAACGAGAUCGACGUGGUUGGCGUUGGAACGCAUCUGGUCACCUGCACCAAACAGCCCUCGCUGGGUUGUGUGUAUAAGCUGGUGGAGGCUCGGGGCCGGCCCAGGAUGAAGAUCAGCGAGGAUCCGGAGAAGAGCACUGUUCCAGGAAGGAAAGCUGUCUACCGGCUAGUUGAUGCUGAUGGACAUCCUUUUCUGGAUCUUCUGUGUCUGGCAGUAGAGUCCCCACCAGAGGCGGGGCGUCCUCUGAGCUGCCAUCCUCUGGGCGGGGGUGACACUUCUCUAUCUGUCACUCCAGCUCAGGUCACCCGUCUUCGCCAGGAAAUGUUUACAAAAGGACAGGUCACGCGGCCUUUGAGCAGCACUGCAGAAACCAAAGCUCAAGUCCAGGACUCACUCCAGAGCCUGCACCCUCGACAUAAGAGGCUGCAGGAGCCUGACUCUUACACGGUGGCGCUAUCAGAGAGCCUACAUACCUUGGUUACAGAUCUCAGGAGAGCCAGCACAAAUAAGAAUAAUGUUGUUUUGGCCAACUGAAGAAAAUGUUUUGUUCUGAAAACCUGUCACGUGUGUUUAUUAUUGAGACACUGCAU
Doryrhamphus excisus (bluestripe pipefish) is the source of this 2039-nucleotide messenger RNA. It is a transcript of the gene naprt, whose product is annotated as nicotinate phosphoribosyltransferase. Gene Ontology annotation, biological process: NAD+ biosynthetic process via the salvage pathway. Gene Ontology annotation, cellular component: cytosol. The record is from RefSeq and is a predicted model, not a curated record. NCBI's taxonomy places the organism in Eukaryota, Metazoa, Chordata, Actinopteri, Syngnathiformes, Syngnathidae. Gene Ontology annotation, molecular function: nicotinate phosphoribosyltransferase activity.